AUGGAUGCCACGGGGUCCUCGACGCCGAUCGCGGAUGAAGAGAAAUUGUCCAUGCAGGCGGACCAACACCCUGCCGAGUCAUCAUUUGCAGAGCUGGGGACGGUGGACGCCGUUGGAAAUGACGGCCCGAAAACGUCGUGGCAGAAGUUCACGAACUGGAUGGAAACUCGCGCCCGCGUGGAAGCUCGCGGCAUCGAACGCGUGCCGGAGUCCGGUCGUCAACGCAAGGCUACGAUGAGGGACUUCUUCCAAAUCGGCAUCGUCUGGUUUUCGGCCAACUGUACUGCCAACAAUAUGACAGUCGGGGUUCUUGGGCCGAUCGAGUUCGACCUGGGCCUGAAGGACGCGAUGCUUAUCUGCGCCUUUGGAAACAUAUUUGGUGCCAUGUGUACCGCAUAUAUUGGUACAUUCGGACCAAUGUCUGGUAAUCGAACUUUAGUCAACGCACGCUACACAAUGGGAUGGUACCCAUCUCGACUGGCCGCUCUCUUCAAUGUUGUCGUCCAGAUCGGGUGGGGUCUGGUUGACUGUCUGGUCGCUGGCUUAAUCCUGUCCGCUGUCAAUGGCGGAGGCAUGACUGUCAUUGUCGGCGUUAUCGUUGCAGCACUGGGAACCUGGCUCAUCAUCACAUUCGGCAUUCAAUGGUUCCACAUUUAUGAGAGAUAUGCCUGGCUCCCACAAGUCUGUAUCCUAUUCAUCAUGGUCGGAACGGCUGGCCCGCUGUUCGACACCAGCUCGGCUAGCGCAGGCGAAGGGUCUGUCCUUUCCGGCCACCAGUUGACUUACUUCUUCCUCAGCGCCUCCGGUGCCCUCGGCUGGUCCGCGUGUGCGUGUGAUUUCUUCGUCUACUUUCCCCCGAAGACUUCACGCUGGCAAAUCUUCCUUUGGACGACUGUGGGUCUCGCUUUGGGCAAGAUGUUCCCCGAGUUGAUCGGUAUCGGCCUUGGGAGUGGCCUAACCAAGAACCCAGCAUGGAAAGCUGCCUUCGCGAAGUCCGCUGGCGCUUUGUAUGUCGAAGGCCUCGCGCCAUUGAACCAGUUCGGCAAAUUCUGCGCAGUCCUUCUGGCUUUGGGCAUCGUCGCCAACAACGUCGCAGGAAUCUACGCCGGUGCCCUGUCAUUCCAGCUGCUUGACCCGCGAUUUGCUCGCUUACCCCGUGUUUUCUGGUGUACCGUAUCCACCAUCAUCUUCACUGUGACCGCCAUCGCGGGUCGCGCCCACUUGCUUCAGAUCUUCAUCAACUUCCUCUCCCUGAUCGGGUACUGGACCAUCAUCUGGAUCACCAUGACACUGGAAGAGGAACUGCUUUUCCGCAGGAAACGCGGCUGGUACGACUGGAGUGCCUGGAACACUCGCGAGCUUCUCCCAAUUGGGCUUGCCGCAUUUACAACUUUCGUGAUCGGAUGGGUUGGGGCUGUCCUGUGCAUGGACCAAGACUAUUACACGGGCCCGAUCGCGUCCUUGAUCGGAGAUGGUGCCGAUAUCGGCCUUCCUGUAGCUGCAUCAUGGACAGCUGUCACUUACCCUGGUUUGAGAUACCUAGAACUGAAGUACAUUGGGCGCUAA
Messenger RNA from Fonsecaea pedrosoi CBS 271.37, 1566 nucleotides. RefSeq lists its product as uncharacterized. The coding region runs from base 1 to 1566 and encodes 521 amino acids. Gene Ontology annotation, biological process: transmembrane transport. Gene Ontology annotation, molecular function: transmembrane transporter activity. Lineage: Eukaryota; Fungi; Ascomycota; Eurotiomycetes; Chaetothyriales; Herpotrichiellaceae. Gene Ontology annotation, cellular component: plasma membrane; fungal-type vacuole membrane. The transcript has 5 exons. The record is from RefSeq and is a predicted model, not a curated record.